AUGUGUUCUUCAGAAGCUAGGGCGUACCCCAGAAGCGACGCGCAUUGUCCUCGCCCGGGCAAUGUGGCAAAUAUACGAGGGCUACCGACUAGAGGACGAAGCCGGCCAAAGAAGUUAGUCCGCCAUCGCCAGCAACAUCCAGUGCGCUUGGCAACACUUAACGUUGGGACGCUUACUGGAAGAAGUCGUGAACUGGCAGACAGUCUCAGAAAACGCCGUGUUGACAUAUGUUGUGUACAGGAGACUCGCUGGAAAGGCUCCAAGGCAAGGGAAUUAGGCGAUGGCUACAAGCUGAUCUACCACGGCACAUCAAAUCGCAACGGCGUUGGUAUCAUAUUGAACGAGUCGUUUAGAAAUAGCGUCACAGCGGUGGAUCGACUAUCGGAUCGCUUGAUGGCUAUAAAAGUAGAUACAGGAGAAGUGGAAUUGCGAGUCGUCUCUGCUUAUGCACCACAGAUGGGCUGUAGUGAAGAAGAGAAGGUGUGCUUUUGGGAAGAUCUGGAGCAGUACGUCGAAUCCCUGGAAAGCGAAGAAGUACUUUUAAUCGGAGGAGACUUCAACGGACAUGUCGGUUCCCGGAAAGAUGGAUUCGAGAGUUGUCAUGGUGGAUACGGCUAUGGAGCUCGUAACGACGACGGGUUGCGAAUCCUGGAGUAUGCUGUUGCAAGUGACUUGAUCAUUGCUAACACGCAGUAUCGGGAAAGAAAAUCGCAUUUGAUCACGUACACCAGCUGCGGUCGUGAAACACAAAUAGAUUUCUGGAUGUUACGCCGACGAGAUCGCCGACUUCUGCAGGAUUCAAAAGUCAUCCCUACAGACCAUGUCGCUGCCCAGCACCAUCUGCUCGUUAUGGACUUGAAAAUCUCCCGUCCAAGGAAGAGACAUCCAAGGACUGAAACACAGCGCAUCAAAUGGUGGAAUCUGAAGGAUCGAAAGGAGGUAUUUUUCGUGUCCAUGGCUCCAUCUACACUUCACCACCCUACUCGUAGUGUGGAGGAAAUGUGGUUGUCUACUUCCAGCGUUAUACGCUUGACCGCGGAAAACACUCUGGGAAAGACGGCUCUAGGUAAGCCAAAGGUACAAAAGGCUACAUGGUUUUGGAACGAGGAAGUUCAGGCGGCAAUUCGUGAGAAGAAGUCCAAGUAUAAGCUCUGGUGGAGGACGCGUCAGCCUGAAGAUCGGGGUGCUUACCUAGCGGCGAAGAGGGAGGCUAAGAAGGCAGUCUCCAAGGCGAAGUCGGACCGCUACAAGGCUGUGUACGACAUGCUUGAUACCAGAGAAGGCGAGCGGGCAGUGUAUCGUUUAGUCAGAGCACGUCAUCGCUCAACGUUGGAUAUGGAGCACACCAAGAUCGUUAAGGGAGUUGAUGGAGCCGUUCUGCGCCGCUCUGGUCAGAUCCUGGAGAGGUGGCGAGAGUACUACAAUCAUUUGUGUAACGAAGAGUUCUGUCAUCCUCCCAUCCCAACCGUUCCCAGCGUCGAGGGUCCUGUUCUACCAAUUACUGCCGUCGAAGUCAGUGCUGCCCUCGCAAAAAUGAAGUCGAACAAGGCAACCGGUCCUGAUGACAUACCUGUUGAUUUCUGGAAGCUGCUAGGAGAUCGAGGGUCCAUGUGGCUCGCAACUCUAUUUAACAAGAUCGUUGCAGAAGGACGGACUCCAGACGUUUGGCAAACUUCCGUGACCGUGCCUGUCUGGAAAGGGAAAGGAGACAUUGCUGACUGCACCUCGUACAGGCCUAUACGACUGCUCUGCCAUACGAUGAAGGUUUUUGAGCGUGUCCUGGAAGCUCGUCUGAGGAAAAUUGUUAGCGUUUCACUCAACCAGUGCGGUUUUGUGAAGGACUGCAACACUAUAGAUGCUAUCCAUGCUGUCCGAAUCCUCCUGGAGAAACAUCGAGAGAAGAACCGCAGUGUGCAUCUUGCUUUUUUCGAUCUCGAGAAAGCUUUCGACCGUGUCCCACAUGAGCUGUUAUGGAUGUCCAUGAGGUCGCAUAGAGUAUCAGAAGAAUAUGUACGGUGGACGAAGCUGCUUUAUGCGAAGCCUACCAGCGUUGUACGAUGUGCUGUUGGAACAAGCAGGCCAUUCCCUGUACGAGUAGGGGUUCAUCAGGGUUCAUCCCUCUCACCUCUGCUGUUCAUACUGUGCAUGGACACGAUAACGAAGGAAAUCCAGAAGCAGCAUCCGUGGACUCUACUCUUUGCCGACGAUGUCAUGCUCGCGUCGGAGUCUCGAGAUGAUCUUCAGAAACAAGUGCAGUCUUGGAAGGAUCAGCUGCAGCAAUAUGGAUUGCGCCUCAACACAUCAAAAACUGAGUACAUGGAGUGCGGACCCAGGAUAGAGGAUGGUUCAAUUCGUGUUGAUGGCACCGAAUUAAACAAGGUGAACUGCUUCAAGUACCUUGGAUCCAAAGUGACUUCCACAGGCGACAUUGAUCAAGAGGGUCGAGCACGUGUUAAUGCUGCAUGGAUGAAAUGGAAAAUGGCAAAGGGGACGGUUGUGCGUCCUGUUGCCCUUUACGGAUGCGAGUGCUGGCCGACAACGAAAGCCUUGGAAAGAGUGCUGCACGCUAUGGAGAUGCGGAUGUUGAGGUGGACGAUAGGUGUAACGCUAAAAGAGAAAGUAUCCAACGACACUGUGCGCUCCAUCUUCGGUGUCGUCCCGAUAACUGAGAAGAUGAAGGAGGCGCGACUGAGAUGGUUUGGUCACGUAUUGCGGCGGGAGGAAGAUUCUGUUGCCAAAACCGCUCUGAAGCUCGACGUUUCAGGAGUGAGGCCGCGCGGGAGGCCAAAGAUUCGCUGGUUAGACCGUGUGAAGCUGGACAUGAUAGAUGCACGUUUGUGUACGGCUGAUGCAAUGGAUAGAACCAAAUGGAAGACAAGAAGAAGCAGAAAAGCGGACCCUGCAACAACGCGGGACAAACGCUAG
This is a messenger RNA of Necator americanus (New World hookworm), 2925 nucleotides long. RefSeq lists its product as uncharacterized. The coding region runs from base 1 to 2925 and encodes 974 amino acids. Gene Ontology annotation, molecular function: catalytic activity. The transcript has 2 exons. The record is from RefSeq and is a predicted model, not a curated record. NCBI's taxonomy places the organism in Eukaryota, Metazoa, Nematoda, Chromadorea, Rhabditida, Ancylostomatidae.